CAGUUUUCAAAUUCCCUAUUAUUGUCUGACAUUUUGUUCAGUACUUCAGAAAUGUUGGCCCAUUCUUGAUUGUAUAAAUCUCUUGUAAAAGAUUGUGUAAAUUUCAUCGUUAAUAAAAUAGGAUUAUCUUCAACGCAUUCUAAAGAAUAUGGAAAGAAACAAAAAACUGUCACUUUAUGAAACUUCAGUUUCAUAAAGUGACAGUUUUUUACUAUUACUACUUAUUUUCAUCAGUGCACAGUCAUAACAAAUUUUCUAUUUUUCCACGUUGCCAGAUUUUUACUUAAACCAUGAGUGACGAAGAUGUUGAUACCAAAACCGGUAAGAAGAGUAGAGUUGGAAGAAUCAAAUAUAAACAACAGGUUUAUUUACUUUCCUGUAUAGAAGAGAACCCAAUUUUACUAACGAAGCAAUUCACUCGAGCAUUUUCUAAAGUUCUUUACAAUCAGGAGUGGGCCAAACUGACAGAAAACUUGAACAAAAUGUCUGAUAACAACAGGGAAUCUGAAAAAUGGCAGAGAGUUUUAGGAUCUUGGGUAAGCAAGGUGAAGAAUAAGGUUGCUGAAUUAAAGAAAAUCAAAAAAUCCACCGGAAAAGGGAAUCUACUGAAAACUUGCACAACACUGACAGAUUUGGAGGAACGUCUGUACGCCCUUAAAGGGAGAACAUCUGUUGAAGGAGAUGGAGAAACAGGGGAGAUAGGCUUUGAAAGUGACACUGAAGCUGUUGAUUUCGAUGAUGAACCUAGGCCUAAAAAACGUAAAGUUCCAACACCACCACCAUAAGAAUCUAAGAAUGAACACCGUCAACCGGUCUUGGAACCAAAAAUAAUAGAUCUCAAUAGUAGUUCUAACAUACCGAUAAAUGUUUCUUCAGAAGAGGAAUUUGACUUUGAAACUGUUCCACCGCCCAAAAAAAGGGAGCUCUCUGUGGAAGGUGCUGCCAACUUAAGGAAAACAGAAAAUCAGAACCCUUCUGUAUCUACAAAUCCUAAGAAAACCAGAGGUGCUGUUUUAUUACAGAAAUUAAAAAAUUCGUCUUCCUCUUCACUUCAAGAUGAAAAGAUUUUGGAGUUUCGAAAAAUGCACGAAGAAGCAAUGACAGUCCAAACGGAAAUCAGAGAUACAUUAAAUAAUAUUUUAAACGUCAUAAUUCAAACGUCCGAAAACCUUUUGAAUUCAUUAAAUUCUCCAGAAUCUCCAGAAUAAUCGAAUACGAUAUUUUUUAAUGAGAACCAUUUUCUUCUUUACUGUUGUGAUACUAAUUCUUACAAUUCAAUCUAUUUUCGCAAUUUUGUUUCAAAUUUAAAUUUUUCAAUUAUAAAAAGACAGUAGAAUAGAUUUAUUUCAGCGUUGCCAACCUUGGCGAUUUAUCGCCCAUCUGGCGAUUUUUUUUGAUUGGCUUCUUAAAUUUUUAAUUUGUCGAUACGAGCCAAAUUAACUCAUUGUUAAUGUUGUA
Leptopilina heterotoma is the source of this 1458-nucleotide messenger RNA. RefSeq lists its product as uncharacterized. Lineage: Eukaryota; Metazoa; Arthropoda; Insecta; Hymenoptera; Figitidae. The coding region runs from base 291 to 785 and encodes 164 amino acids. The transcript has 7 exons. The record is from RefSeq and is a predicted model, not a curated record.